AUGCGGCUUUUUCUGCACAUACUGCGGUUAACCAGGCGGCACCACGUGGCCCACAGCAUCUGUCACCGCACACCUGUACUCCCAGCAUGCAUCGCUGCCUGCUCAGCCCGUCGCCAUGACAACCGCAGCCACGUCAAAAGACCGGGACCCCGACUAAUAGCCGGCGUGCUGAGCGGCGGCGGGGACGCUCUGUGGGGCUCGCGCCGACAGGAAGAGGAAGUGUGGAGGAAACAGUGUGAGGACCAGGAGCCUGGAAAAGCCGAGAAAUAG
Messenger RNA from Knipowitschia caucasica, 270 nucleotides. Lineage: Eukaryota; Metazoa; Chordata; Actinopteri; Gobiiformes; Gobiidae. The record is from the annotation of a GenBank genome assembly.